AUGUUCAAGUCAAAGUUCUUCAGCCUCGUCUCCUUGACUCUCUUACCCUUCGCUCUUGCGCAAUCCGAAUACACAAACCUCCCAGAAGUACCACCAGGUGUCUUCAGUGCAAGCGCGCGCACUGAGAUCAGAACCACUGUCGACGCUGCCUGGGAUGCACUCACCGACUUCCCCAACUACGGAGCCUGGAACCCCUUUGUGCGCUAUGCCCUCGUCACUUCAGCCAAGAACAUCUCUCUGCCCGACCAGCGGGCUGUCGAAGGCAACUACCUGUUCUUCCGAGUGCAAAUUCCUCCGCUCCCGUUGCCGGUGAAUGAGGACACACCAGACAAUAUUUUGCAUACGCAGUUUGCAAUCGAGCGCAUAACUCAUGUGCAGCCGGAAUUGGGAAGGCUGGCGUGGGAUUUCUUGGCGGAAAUUGCUGUCAAAUCAACGCGAUGGCAGGCGGUCAGUGAUAUCGGGAAUGGCACCGUCUUGUACGAGUCUCAUGAGGAAUUUAAUGGGCCGUUGGCGGGAAUAUUGAAGGCGACGAUGGGAGAGAGUUUGCAAGAAUCUUUUGUAGCACAAGGAGAGGGACUGAAGUUGUACCUUGAGGGCAAGUAA
This is a messenger RNA of Alternaria atra, 603 nucleotides long. RefSeq lists its product as uncharacterized. The coding region runs from base 1 to 603 and encodes 200 amino acids. The record is from RefSeq and is a predicted model, not a curated record. The transcript has a single exon. Lineage: Eukaryota; Fungi; Ascomycota; Dothideomycetes; Pleosporales; Pleosporaceae.